ACGCUCUGGUGUUUUACGGCAUCCAGGCUCACUUUACGUUAGUCGUAAAGCAAUGGGCUAGCUUGGAAUAAUGAUAUGAGAUAACUGAAGAGUGUAACGUUACUUUACAGAACUUUGUCCGUCUCAAGCUGUUAAACCACGAUUUACCUAAAUAUUUCAAAUUAGCCAACAUAUUACCCGCCACCUCCUCUCAGUGAAUAGUUUUCUUUAUACCCGGUGUCCUUCUGAGAGGCGAAAACAGCGACGGGAGACUGUGAGGUGGAAUUGCAUUUAGCCAGUCAUUGCCAUGGCCUCCGAAAGCGGCGACAGCAGCAUGGAUAGAGAAAUGAUCCUGGCCGACUUUCAGGCUUGCACAGGAAUUGACAACAUCGCAGAGGCUAUCACUCUGUUAGAACUUAAUAACUGGGAUUUAGUGGCAGCCAUAAACGGAGUGAUACCGCAGGAAAAUGGGAUCUUACAGAGUGAAUAUUCCAGCGAGGGGAGCCAGGCCACCAUGUACGGACCCCCGAGCCAGUCAGAAGCAAACGAAGCAGCAGCUGCAAGUGCCGUUCCUCCCCCUUCUUCAUCGUCUGCAUCCUCCUCUCCCCCGUCAUCCUCGGCAUCAGCUUUCUGCCCCGUCAACCCCAACUCCCGACACAUCGUAGAGCGCCAGCCGCGGAUGCUCAACUUCAGGGUAGAGUACCGGCAGUGCUCUGUGGAGCUGGUGCUUGAGGAGGGCAGCACAGUUGGUGAAAUGAAACAGAUCCUGGAGACAGAGCUUGCUGUUCCAGUGUCCAAGAUGCAGUUGAGGGGAUGGAAGAGUGGAGAAGUGUCUGAUAGUACGGUGCUGAAAAGUCUACACCUGCCGAAGAACAACAGCCUGUACGUCCUGACCCCCGACAUCGCCCCAACAGCAAGCACCAGCAAAAACAGUGCUCUUCAAGAGUCAUUAAACCAGAACUUCCUACUGGUCAUUAGUCACCGUGAGGCUCAGAGAGACUACAACCUCAACUUCCCAGGCUCCAGAACCAUACAGGAGGUGAAAAGGAACGUUUCAGACUUGACCAACAUCCCAGUCCGGCAUCAGCAGUGGGAGGGGUGGCCUGCAUCAGCAUCCGACGACUCCAUGACGUUGGCACUCUCUGGGAUCAGCUAUCCCUGCCACCACCUCAGUGUUUGUCGAAGGUCCUCACCAGCCAACGCCCAGGAGCCCACAGAAGAGUGUGCAGAUGUCCAUAUGAUCAGUGACAGCGAGGGGGAUGAGUUUGAAGAUGCGUCAGAAUUUGGCGUGGACGACUCUGAGAUGUUUGGGACGAGCUCCACAGGCUGUCGGAAGUCACCUAUGAUGCCCGAGAAUAGUGAGAAUGAAGCGGAUGCCUUACUUCACUUUACUGCCGAAUUUUCCUCAAGGUAUGGAGAGACCCACCCAAUGUUCUUCAUUGGAUCUUUGGAGGCAGCAUCUCAAGAAGCCUUUUAUGGCAAAGCCAGAGAUAGAAAGCUGCUUGCUAUCUACCUCCACAACGAUGACAGUGUUCUCAGCAACGUCUUCUGCUCCCAAAUGAUGUGUGCCGACUCCAUUGUCUCCUACCUGAGCCAGAACUUCAUCACGUGGGCCUGGGACGUCACUAAAGAAGCUAACAAAGCCAGACUACUCACCAUGUGCACGAGGCACUUUGGGAGCGUGGUCACACAGACUAUACGGACAUACAAGACAGACCAAUUCCCCCUGCUCCUCAUAGUUAUGGGAAAACGCACAUCCAACGAAGUUCUAAAUGUUAUUCAAGGUAAUACGACGGUGGAUGAGCUGAUGAUGAGGUUAAUGGGAGCGAUGGAGAUUUUCACAGCACAACAGUUAGAGGACAUCAAAGAUGAGGACGAGCGUGAGGCGAGAGAGAUGGUGAAGAGAGAACAGGAUGAAGCCUAUCGUUUGUCAUUAGAGGCUGAUCGCAAGAAGAGAGAAGCUCAAGAGAGAGAAGAGGCAGAACAGGUGCGCCUGGAACAGAUGAGGAAGGAGCAGGAGGAAGAGAAGGAGGCGAUCCGUUUGUCACUGGAGCAGGCCCUACCUCCAGAACCCGACGAAGAGUCAGGAGAGCAGAUCAGCAAACUGAGAAUUCGGACACCAAGCGGAGAGUUUUUGGAACGGCGUUUCCUUGGGAGCUGUAAGCUCCAAGUCCUCUUUGACUUUGUGGCCUCUAAGGGAUACCCCUUCGAAGAAUUCAAGAUCCUUACAACCUUCCCUCGUAGAAAUAUCACCCAGUUGGAGCCAGGAUCAUCUCUGCUGGAGGCCAAGUUGUUUCCUCAGGAGACGCUCUUCCUGGAGGCUAGAGAGUAGGAGCUGGCCCUCCCACGCCCAGAGGACCCGCUGACUGACUGAACUGGCUGGACGCACACUAGUCACUGAGCAUGGCCCCCUCCCCACAAUCUGGGCCUACAGUACUCAACACACACACACACACACACACACCAACCUCUCAGACACACACACUCACACUGGCAUGCACAUCCAGUGACACGCGAGCGUAAACGAGCUUCUCCGCCGCCGGCCGGUGGCCGAACACCAACGCCCGGCGGAGCCAAGACAGUAUCACAAGCACACAGCCAAACAUCCACGUCCCCGUCCUCCGUCUCCCCCCCCUCCACCCCUCACACACUUCACCUUUCCAAACACACGAGUCCCGGUUCUCUCUCACCACACCACAGCAGAACAGCAGCAGCAUCGAGAGACUGAGUGGACAAAUCUUUGUCACAGGAAAUAAAGAAAUAAAUAAAAGACAAAGACUUCUUCCCCCGUUUCCUCAUUUAACACAGUGCUUUUUUCUUUUUUUUUUAGAGCAUCAUUUUUGUGUUUGAUAUAAAGGGAAAAUGUAAUUGACUUCAGCUG
Molecule: messenger RNA, 2860 nt
Organism: Menidia menidia (Atlantic silverside)
Lineage: Eukaryota; Metazoa; Chordata; Actinopteri; Atheriniformes; Atherinopsidae
Source: the annotation of a GenBank genome assembly